AUGCUAGCUUCAACAUCAACAUCCACAAUAUCAUAUCCAAAAUCGUUAAAGUUUAGGAUUUUUUUGAAUCCUUUUUUUCAUUUUUCGAUCCAAAAAAAAAAUCCAAAAAUCUCCAGGAAGAAUGCUUUUGGAUUCGAUCCGAUACUAUACAAUAAAUCAGAAAGAAUAUUCAGUCAAACAUCAUCACACCCAAACCAUCACUCAUCAACACGUAAAACAUUAAUCAAGUCAAAUAAUAUAAAUAGUAAUAAUUUUAAUAGUAAUAGUUUCAAUAGUAAUAGUUUCAAUAGUAAUAGUUUCAAUAGUAAUAAUAACAACUUUAAUAAUGUCAACUCCCGUAAUAGUAAUAGGUUCAAUAGAAAUAAUAACAACUUUAAUAAUAAAAUCAGUAAGAAAUUUAAGCAACCACCUGCAUUCAUUAAAUCUUUAGAACAAACAAUUAUAGGUUCAGAUAAUCAUUCAACUCAAAAUCCAAACAGUACACCGUCAACUCAUAACCAAGUUUAUCAGUCCACUCAAGAUGGAUCAAUUAUUCUCACUGCUGUGCAACAAGCUCAAUUAAAUACUUUGUUAAAGAAAUAUGUUCGUAAUGUCAAAAGAAUUUUAUUCUCUCAAGGCCGUUUCAAUUCGGUGCCGUCGAAUUUCCAAAACCGUGGGGAAAAUGUAGUAUAA
Molecule: messenger RNA, 672 nt
Organism: Dictyostelium purpureum
Lineage: Eukaryota; Evosea; Eumycetozoa; Dictyosteliales; Dictyosteliaceae
Exons: 2
Coding region: 1-672 (223 amino acids)
Source: RefSeq, a predicted model, not a curated record